AUGUCCAAACCCCCUCUCCGGCCCCACUCGGCCGUGACUCAUACGCACGCGUCCCCUGAUCUGCCGCAGCAGUUGCAGAAUCCACAUCAGCGGCCGCACAAGCCUUCUCUGUCGCCUGUCGACUCGCAUACGCAUGCAAAGUCACCGAAGACCCUACAGACGGUCACGCUUUCUGCCAUUGCCACGCUACCAGCACCGACUCUGCCCUUCGCGCCGAUGUCGGACGCUCGCCCGUCCACGUCGCCGCCGGCGAAGUCGAAAACUGUCGCUGGUCGUCGGCAAGAAUCUGCAGAAGCAUCGCAGACGGCAACGCCCGAUGCGAGCGGAUUUCUUUAUCAAAGUUCGAGCCCUCUUGUCUCGAAUCAUGUUCUCCAAUCAGACGAAGCGUCUGUUUCAGAGCUGGAAGAUCUAGUCAUUCCGAGCGGGUCCAAAAGCUCGGUAGAGUCGAAGCCUAUGGGAAAAGAAUCGACCCUGCCUGUUGUCCCAUCGCAACCUCUACCCAAGGUGACACAUAGCUCUUCGCAGUCGAGCGCGAGCAAAGGUUCGCCUGGUCACCAUUUUGUGCAGCGCCCUUCUCGUCCAUCACCGGUGCAGUCGUCACGAGUGUCGUCCAGUUCUGGACUCUCCGUGGCCUCAGAAUCGGCACACACAUCGCCACAGUCGAGACAUUCCAAAGAAAAGUUGGCGAAAAGGGUGAACGGAUCUGCAACAUCAGGAAUCGGACCAUCGAGUAUCAAUCCCCAACGCCAGACACGUCUGCCGCAUGCAAACGAAGCCUCUGCAUCACCGCAAGCAGCGGCGCUACACCAAGUGCGCGAGCCGAUCCGCGUCCCUGGAAGCGAGGCUCGAGAGCCGGUCAAUGCAAAAGGCAUUGAGAAGCAGACGUCCCGAGGCAACGGUACCUCGUCGUCGGACACCGUGCAGCGAGAUCCGCCCCUCGCAGUCUCUGGAAGCGAACAGCUAGGACUAGAAACGGCAAGCGCAGCUUCGUCCGACAACAGUGUCGAUCCCGAGACGCUUCUGGGAAUACGUGGAAGUUACCUCUCGUCCUACGAUCCUGUGGAUUACGAGUCAUUGGUCAACAGCAAUGGCAACCUCAAGCGCAUCUCCGCCGUGAGCUGCCUAGAAGUUUCCGAGAAGGACCUCGAGGAGAUCAUCAUCGAGCUGGUCGAGAACCAGGGCGAGCCCUUGGUCAUCUCCGACCUCCACAAGACUCAAGCAUGGUCCUCGGAUCUCUUCAGUCUGCAAGGGUAUGAAUCACUUCGACCCAGUGUGACGGCAGACGGCGAGACGGUAUUCGUUCGCAAUCUGACCGACUGGACUGACCGGGCAUUACCGUUGCCCGAAUUUCUGGCGCACUGUGACAGCCAAAGGAUCUAUAGUCCAGAGCAGAGGGACAAGCUCUACGGCAAGGACCUGCCAUGCCCUGUGCCGUGGCGCGAGGCUCUCGAUAAGCUCGUGCAUCCGCGCCUCGCCUAUCAUGGGAAGCAGGACAUGUCCGCGUCUCUACAACUCAAAGCCCGAGCCGAGACACUGAUGUGUCACUUUGGGCCAGGACGCACCUGUACGCCUCUGCAUCGCGACCUGUGUUCGAGUCUGGGUCAAAAUCUGAUGGUGUGGAGCGAUCCAGACGCCUCUGCCCUAUGGAUGAUCACUCACCCGGACGACGCAGAGGCCGUGGACAAGUACAUUGCAUCCAAAGGCGGCGAUCCUCACUCGGAAGGAUAUGCACCGCAUCCCAACGAGCUCGCCAACGCACCCUUUUCUGUAUUUUGCUGGAAGCAGCGCGUCGGCGACUUGGUGCUGAUUCCGUCGCGUGCAUCGCACAUGGUGGUCAACGACGGUGGCCGCACCAUGAAGACGGCAUGGUCUCGUUUGACCGUCGACACGUUGACAAGCGCGCUCUUCAGCGACCUUCCGCUCUACCAACGCAUCUGCCGCUUGGAAAGCUUCCACAUCAGACCUGUGAUCGAACAGACGCUCACUUCGUUCACCGUGCAGGUCGAAAUGAACCUCGCACUGAAGCGCGACGUCACCUCGACAUUGGUUCGCGACCUUCGCAAUCUUCUUCAGCUAUACGAUGCUAUUCUGAGCGACGAGUAUGUUUCCGAAUGGCGCGAUAUCGCAGUGGAAGGAGACCACGACAGCUACGUCGAAUGCGACUUUUGCGGAGCCGGUGUCCUGCACGGCUACUUUGAAUGUCCGGCUGGCGAGACGCUGUGUGCCCUUUGCUACUGCCAGGGGCGUCUCUGCAGCUGUGCGGAUGCCAUCGAAGCGCUGCAGCCUCGUCAACACUGGCGCCAAUUCGGCGAACGUCUGGAGUUCCGCAACCAAGCUGCACAGGCUCUCUUGUCGGCGGAUCCGACGCUGGCGCUGACCAUCGAGGAGAGGGACGCCGCGGACGAAGAAGACGCAGACGAAGAAGCGCCGUUGCUGCAGGUGGAAAUGCUCAAAGAGGAAGACGUGGAGAAACAGAACUGGCCGCUGAGCUUCAUGGCUGCCAUGAACCUGUACAAAUGUCGACGGAGUCCAGGCUGGCAGACCAGCAUGGCUCAGUGCAAGAUUUGCAAAGCAUCGCUAGAUCUGUCGCAGCGGAUCUUCUGCAAGCCAUGCGGCCACUCGUACUGCCACGGAUGCCUUUUGCACAAGAUGUACAUCCAUCCGGCGCACGCGUUGGCGCAAAAAGAUGCCAAGCCGUUUCACAAGUACCACAAAAGGGACAGCACGCUCGACUACAAGGAGUGGAAGCAGGAUCCCGUCGGCUGGCGAGACGAAGCUCGCGCCCACUUUUUCCUCAUCGAGGCGGCACGGACCAACAUGAAAUGCGUCCCCGUCCACAAAGACUGUCGCAUUGGCUUCCUCGAUGUGUCCGACCGACACCCGCGAGGACUAUCUGGUACUCUGGGCGUGAAGCGGCCUGCCAAGACGCAGGUGGACGAGGCAAAGACGGUGACAGCUGCCUCGUCUCCUUCAACCACGCCGGUCUCGCGAAAGCGUCCGAAGGGGUUGGAUAAGACCACACCGGUCGGAUCGCCUAGAUCUCCAGCGAAGAAGGCGAAACUGCAAGCUAGUACAAGCUUCCAGCCGAUGGAAGUGGACGAGAUCGUUGCACAAGUUCCUAGAACGCAAGUUCCGGCGGGAGUUCCUGUGACCCCUCCAGUCCCUCCACAAAGUAUACAUUCCGUUCCGUCAAGCCCUAUCGGGAGCAUCGCAAGCUGGCAGAGGGCACCCAAACCGCCGAACGCUUCGUCGAUCACGGUCAUGGACGGCAUCCGCAGGUUCAAGCUCCGUCUGAAGGAACAGGAACGACCGGCUCCUCCUAGCGGUGCGAGUUCAGCGGCUACACCGCCUCCUUCCCUCCUCGCUCGAUCCUCGGUUCCAUCUGCUUCUCCCGACGUGGCAGCAAGCAAGCCUGUUGCAACCGAGAAGUCGGCAAGCGAAACUGUUGACGCAACGGUGGUCGACGCAGUGCGAGGGACUGCGCCAAUGGCCUCUAGCUCGACGCGCAUUGCAGCUGUUCCAAGUCCCACGGUUAUCGCCGACGUCGUCGAGUCGAGCAAAGCGAGCGUCUCGCCGGCUACGAUGAGCGCGAAUGGAACCUCAUCAGUCGAGAUCACCUCGGUUUCAAUAACACCCACGGCACCGGCCUCUGGUGUCGCAGCCAAACAGACCAAUCUCGCUCCUGCACCGCGCAUCACAAGUCCGUCACGGGUCGCAACGAUCGAGACUGGAGAUCCGGGCACCUUGUCUUUGGCGACGAGCGUCAUAGCUGCUGGCAUCUCUUCGAGUCCGCAGGCACCUGCCGCCACAUCGACAGGAGCGUCUCCGACCGGCCUCGGCUCGUUGGACAGCAUGAAUCUACGGGUGGUGACCGAGAUCCUGCGCAUCUUUAGCCACUCGAAUCAGAGAUUGAUCGAGGGCCAAGUGGCAGACUUGAAAAAGGCGCAGGUCGAACAAAUGGGGGAGCUCAAGCGCAUGCAGGCGAAGCAGGCUGAGGAGCACCGUAAGGCUACGGCCAAGGUGGAGGCGACGCUGCUGCACAGGAUCGACCAGCUGGAACAGGAGAUGAAGCGCCAAGCGCACCAGCAUACGGCUGAGAUGCGGCGACUGGCGAACAAACGCGAAGCCUCGAUGGAGCGAGUUCAGCGCCAGCUGGACGAGGUCGUUCGGCAGCAGGCAGGGACGGUGGACCGGGUCAACCGAUUCGACGAAAAGUUUUCGGGGCUCAUGGAUGACAUUGACCGACAGGCACAGGCCCACCUGCAAGCAGAGCUGUCGUCGCAAACCUCUCAGUCUUUCGGCAGCGGCCAACUUGCCCCGACGAGCCACACUCGUUGA
Molecule: messenger RNA, 4338 nt
Organism: Pseudozyma hubeiensis SY62
Lineage: Eukaryota; Fungi; Basidiomycota; Ustilaginomycetes; Ustilaginales; Ustilaginaceae
Product: predicted hydroxylase
Exons: 1
Coding region: 1-4338 (1445 amino acids)
Source: RefSeq, a predicted model, not a curated record